This is a messenger RNA of Lecanosticta acicola, 4352 nucleotides long. NCBI's taxonomy places the organism in Eukaryota, Fungi, Ascomycota, Dothideomycetes, Mycosphaerellales, Mycosphaerellaceae. The record is from the annotation of a GenBank genome assembly.
AUGGCUGAAGCGUUCUUCGACACAAGAGCCGACGUCGGUAGCGAGGAGGAAGACGAGGACUUCGAUGAGGAUACAGGCGAGGCAAUUCCUUCCAAGCGGAAGUCCAACAACAACGAGAUGGAUGAUUCCAGCGAGGAAGAAGACGAGGAUGACGAAGAGGAGGAGGCCAAAGUUCGCGAGGGUUUCAUCGUGGACGAAGAAGAAGAUGACGAUGAUGAAGAGACUCGGGCGGCGAAGAGACGCGAGAAGAAGAAGAGGAGACGCGAGCAGCGCGAGGAAGAUGAGAUGCUGGACGAGGAAGAUCUGGAUCUCAUCGGUGCCAUGCCGCAAGAGCGUCGUGCCGUCGAGCAGAGCAAGUUCAAGCGUCUAAAGCGUGGCCACCGGGAAGAACGCUCUGCGAGUGAGGCUCGAGGUGUUGAAGACAUCUUCUCCGAUGAAGAGGAAGGCGCAGAGCCUGCCGGCCUCGGGCGCCGCGCUGGAUUUGGUCAGUACGAUGAUGAAAUGGAUGGAUUCAUCGAGCAGGACGAGUUUCCUGACGAGGAGGGCGGGCAAAUGGACGAGGAUCUCGGUGUGCGCGCGCCUAGAAAGCACGGCAUUGCGGACCUCAAGAACCUGAAGGACUCUGGUCUCGGUGAAGCUGAGAUGGAAGACAUGCAGGGUGCUUUUGGAGAUGGUGAAGAAUACGCCUGGGCUCUGGAGGCCGAGGCUGCGAACAACGAAGAACAGAUGGAUCCAGAGAAGCCGCUUGAACUCAAGGAUGUCUUCGAGCCUUCCCAGUUGGAGGAGCGUAUGUUGACCGACCGGGACAACGAAAUACGCGUCACGGACAUUCCGGAGCGGUAUCAGCUAGCUCGUGGAGCGUACAAGGACUUGUCCGAUCUCGAUGAGGCGCAACUCGCCGCACGCGCGGCAGAAGAAGCGAGCUGGAUUACGAGUAUUCUCUUUCCACGCAAGCGCAUAGACCAGAAGCUCCGAGAGCCCUUUGAGGCAGCGAUCAAGCAAGUUCUCGACUUCAUGAACGUGGAGGAUUUCGAGCCCUCUUUCAUUUUCCAGAAUCGCAAGGACUAUUUGAUUCAUUCGGAGCGGGUACCUACCAAUGACCCUAACGGCCCGGAGUUCACCAUCAAGGCUGAGAAGCUGCUGAAUCAGACCGACCUUUGGGAUGUGUUCGAGCAAGACCUGAAGUAUCGCGCGUUCGCAGAGAGACGAGAUGCUAUCCAGAAGAACGUCGACCUCUUGAAGGAGAUUGAACCAGACUUCAACGACUCCGUCUUUGACGAUCUCAUCCCCCUCGCCGCCCAGCUUGAUGACCUUCAAGACAUUCAAGAGUACCUGAACUUCCAAUACUCGCUGCAAUUGAAGGACCUCAGCAUUGCAGAAGCUGAAAUAAACGGCGCCCAGAAGCGCGCUCGUGGCAACCGGGGUGUCUGGGAUAAGGUUCGCUCUGGUCCGGCGUAUCAUUUUGUCCGUGCCUUCGGUAUCACGGCUGAUGGUAUUGCGCAAAAUGCUGAAAAAGUUGGGCGGAAGGCGUACACGGAGGACCCGGAUAUGCGACCUGAAGAUCUCGCUGAUACUCUAAUACGGGAUCCCGAUUUGAAGACUGGACAAGAUGUUCUCACAGCUGGAAAGGCUAUGUUUGUCGAGGAGAUCGUGACCAGUCCACGAAUGCGGCGGCACGUGCGCAAAAUCUAUUAUGAGAACCUGGUGUUCGACUGCCACCGCACCGAGAAGGGACUCAAGCAGAUUCACGAAGACCAUCCUUACUACGAGUUCAAGUAUUUGCGGAAUCAAGAAGUCCGCAACUUCCUGGUAGACCGCCCCGAGCUCUUCCUGCGGAUGUUGAAAGCCGAAGCAGACGGAUUGGUAGAGGUUCGCGUGAGACUCCAGAGAGAGCGAAAGAUCAAGGAAGAUCUGCGGAAAGCCAUUGAGUCUGAUAAUUUCUCGGAAGUGGCCGAUGCAUGGAAUGCACUUCGGAGAGAUGUGCUCGACGCCGCCCUCGCUAAACUUCACCGAGUCAUCGCGAAGGGAGUCAAGGAUAAUCUCAAGAAUGAAUGCGAAAACAAGAUUGGCGGGUUCUGCCGAGAUGCAUACACCCAGAAGCUGGAUCAGGCCCCAUAUAAGCCAAAGGGCAUGGAGCUUGGCACAUGCGCUCGUGUGUUGGCGCUUUCGAAUGGCGCUGGAAACCGUGGAGAUGCUAUCUGCUGGGCGUAUGUCGAAGAAAACGGACGGGUACUUGAGAAUGGCAAAUUCACCGACCUUCGUCUUGGCAACCCGGAGAAGGGUCUACCAGACGGUAAUGAUGUCCAAGGCUUUGUCGAGGUGGUGGAACGUAGACGUCCCGACGUUGUUGCCGUGUCAGGCUGGUCUGUGGAGACUCGUCGCUUGUACAAAGACCUCCAAGACAUCAUUGAGAAGAAGGAUCUUCGUGGUACGCCAUAUGAGGACGAGGACGACCGCGAGGUGCAGGAUGCCCUCGAAGUCAUCAUUCCACAGGAUGAAGUCGCCCGCCUCUACUACAAUUCUGAUCGUGCCGCGGCGGACCACCCCGGCAUCCCUCCAAUCACCAGAUACUGUGUUGCGUUGGCUCACUACAUGCAGAACCCGCUCAAGCAGUAUGCUGCACUCAAGAAGGACAUCGUCUCCAUCACGUUCGAUCCAAAUCAACAGCUCUUGCCGGAGGACAAGUUCAGGCGCUACCUCGAGACUGCGAUGGUCGACAUUGUCAACUUGGUCGGCGUAGAUGUCAACGAAGCCCUUGCCGAUCCACUGACGCAGAAUCUGUUGCCAUAUGUAUCCGGUCUCGGACCUCGAAAGGCCGACUACCUUGUCAAGACCGUCGGAUCGAACGGCGGCGAAGUCAUCAACAGGGUGACGCUUGCAACGGGAGACGUGGAGCGUGGCAGACGACAAGCAGUUGGGCCAAAGGUCUGGCACAAUUGUGCAAGCUUCCUGUACAUAACCUGGGAGGACGAAGCGGGGACCGACUAUCUCGACAACACGAGAAUUCACCCCGAAGAUUACGACAUCGCCCGCAAGAUGGCCGCCGAUGCCCUCGAGCUUGACGAGGAGGAUAUUGCCGGCAUGAAGGCUGAUGAUGGCGACAGUGCAGUGGUCAAGAGAUUGGUGAAAUCAGAGGAGACUGAUCGCGUCAACGACCUUGUACUGGAGCAAUACGCGGAGCAGCUCGAGAACCAGUUCCAACAGAGAAAGCGUGCCACUCUGGAAACGAUUCGUGCUGAGCUGCAGAACCCAUAUGAGGAGCUGAGGCGCAACUUCUCGCAGCUCACCACGGACGAGAUGUUCACUCAGCUGACUGGUGAGACCCGAGACUCUCUCAAGGAGGGCAUGAUUGUACCGGUGUCGGUCAAGCGGACGUGGCAGGACCACAUCGACGUACGACUUGACUGUGGAAUCGAAGGAGGCAUUUCGCAGACGGAGUAUCCUGAGGAAGUCGUGAGAAACAACCUGGAGCCCAGACAGGUGUGGACUCAGCAUCAGACCAUACAAGCCAAGAUCUCGUACAUCGACCGCCGCAAACUGACGGCGCAGCUGACCAUGCGAGAGUCGGAGCUACGGCAGACUUUCCGUAGUGUGCCCGAUCAUGGCCUCGACGAGUGGGAUGAAGACCAGGAAGCUCGCGACAAGAAGGCUGCGAAGAAAGCACUGGAAAUCAAAGGUGGUCGUCAGCAACGGGUCAUCAAGCAUACUCUGUUCAAAAACUUCGACUCGAAUCAGGCUGUCGAAGCUCUCAAGACGCAGAGUCGUGGUGACUGCAUCAUUCGGCCAUCUUCCAAGGGCCCCGACCACCUUGCUGUGACCUGGAAGAUUGCCGAUGGCGUCUAUCAACACAUCGAUGUUCUGGAGCUGGAUAAGGAGAACGAGUUCAGUGUGGGCAAGACCCUCAAGGUUCAGGGCAAGUACAGCUACAGCGAUCUCGAUGAACUCAUCGUGCUCCAUGUGCAUGCAAUGGCAAAGAAGGUCGAUGAGAUGACCAACGACGAGCGCUACCAGUCGGACACCAAGGAGGCAGCCGGUAUGUAUCUCAACAUCUCUACUCUGCUUACUAGAUCAAUAUACUGACGUGAUCUUCUCCAGAACAAUGGCUCACCACGUACACGGAGGCCAACCCGAAGCGCUCUAUGUAUGCCUUCUGCAUGAACCCGAAAUAUCCAGGGUACUUUCACCUGUGCUUCAAGGCCGGUCAGCAUGCGCCGCUUUCCUCCUGGCCGGUGAAGGUGAUCCCACAAGGCUUUGAACUCAAGGGGCACAAGUACCCGGAUAUGAGAGCCUUGAAGAAUGGUUUCAAGCUUCUAUUUGCGAAUCAAGGGCCUCAAGCCGGCGCAAGACGCUAG